Molecule: messenger RNA, 2430 nt
Organism: Colletotrichum lupini
Lineage: Eukaryota; Fungi; Ascomycota; Sordariomycetes; Glomerellales; Glomerellaceae
Exons: 20
Coding region: 1-2430 (809 amino acids)
Source: RefSeq, a predicted model, not a curated record
AUGCCUCGAUCGAAGACAGGGCCGCGUGCCCAAGAUCAAAUUUUCUUCAACGGCGAUGACGUUCAAGGGCUGGUGACGACUGUGGCGCGGACUGCAAACGACCAUGCCAAGGGCCCAAUUCUUUGGGCACUGCUUCCAAUAUCCUACUUUGAACCUGGUCUUCAACUCACCUACACUUGGAUGUCAAAUCUGCCCAUCGAUCGGUCGCAGGUCCAGAUGUGUGCGGACGUCCCAUUCACCUCCGGCCUGGUUGAAGAGCAACCCGGACGACAUCUCGGAAGGUGGGUGCGGGCGCGGAAGAGGGUCCUGUAUUUACAUCACCAUCCUUCCGGAGAAGUUUUCAGGUCCCCAGGUAAUCAAUCACCUGGCUGCGUGGCGUUUGGACAGCGUUCCCGAUACGCCGUGCCGGCGUCGUCAUCCUCCUUUGACUGGCUGUCAUUCCAGCGAGCAGAGAUGGUCAUGGUUUCUGCUCCAUGGUUUUUGCUAUGGAGGGUGCGGAAGAGAGGCAAUAACAGAGCACUGCUAAAGGGUGUUGGCAGUUCGACGAGGACUAUCGAGCCUUUCCCUGCCGGUUUGGUUGCCAUUGUCGAACUGAUAAACACCAUCCACUUGGACGAACACGGUAGCCCUGCGAUUUCGAUGUCUUGGGCCCCUGGUUUACAGUAUCUGUCCGUCUUGCCGCCACGACAAGCCACGCGACAUCUAGCUAAAGCCCUGCGACCCACCGAGGCAUCGUUGUACCUAAGCCAGGUCCAGUCUCACUCUGUCGGAGAACGCGAAAACGUAGGCAUGCACGAUCAUCUCAAUUCCACAAGUCCAGGCAGCUUAUCGGAAUCCCAAACAAUGCCGGUUGGUAGUCAGCCCGAUGAAAUACAAGACAUGCGCGCCCUGCGCGACCAGAUAUCGCCGGCCGGCCGGCAAGGCUCGACUUUGAAGUAUGUAGAGUACCACGAGUACCAUCAAAGUGGCGUGCUGAGAAGGAUGAAGGCGCACCUUGGUCUACGCAGUCUGCAAGACGGCCGGCGAGCAAGGGGCGGGGCCAUGCCCGCUGUGUCGGUAACUUCAACUUCCUUCACGAACCACCUCCCCUCCAUUAUGACCUCUUCUGCUGCCUACGGCGGUCAUAUGACUCAAAGGCGUACAAUUGAUAGUUGCCAGGAUUAUAAGCUGUCAUCUUCGAAGCAUCCUUUGUUUACUGGGAUAAUAUCAGGCAAACAGCUGGCGGUGAAGAAUUGCAGCCUUGGCCGCGAAAACACCAACGUCCCAACAUGGCCUGCAAGGCCGAGGCAACCUGCAUUCGCAAUUGCUACGACUCAGGUUGCGCCUUGCAAGAUCAUAACCCCAGCCACCAUUCGCUCACUUGGCCAUAUUAUGCGAGGAAGAACUGUGCCGUUCAGGUGCAGCAUCGAUUACGGUACAAUAGACGUGUCCACAAGAUCCUUUAUUCGUCUUGGUGCGUAUUUGGACCAACGAAAAGAUGAGGAACUCAGUCCUUCCCCAACGUAUAGGCGGUUCGACAACAUCGACUGCAGCUCCCUCCGGAACUCGAUGGAAUGGCCCACGGCGUUUAUCGGUUUUCGAAUCUGUCAGAUGGCACAUGGCUUGCUCCGUGACGGCCAGCUGCGAACUCCUACUCUGCACUUCAUGCGCAUCAGACCAUUAUUCAAUGCUACAAGCUACGAUAGAGGCGCCUCACUCAUAUCAGCCUUGCGUCUACUAAGAUCUGCACGGUUGGUUCGCUCUCUCCAACGGCCCUCGGACAUUGACGUCCUCCCCACGCAACCUGCCACACAAGCGAUCCGGCUUGCUACGCCUCGCGAAUACACGCUAGCCUCCGGAACACGAGACGAUGCCAAGGUCCGUACGGAGGUGAAGCUAAUCUUGUGGCCGGUCAGGCUUCCGAAUCAGUCGGUCGUCCGCCGGGCGAAGCGGGGCCCGUACCGAGGUCUUGGUCGAUUUGACUCUUUCCGAGUUGUUACUCUUUACUUGAAGCUGAUCUGCUGCCUUUCGGACCCAUCCUAUCAGCAUCGCCACCCCCGUUGUCUCGAUCAGUCAUUUCCUCAGCAACAGACGACUAUUUGGGAAUGCUGCGUCACUUACUCACUCAACAUCCGACAUCAAGCCCACCUUGACAGUCGCAAGAGCCUACAUAACAAGUACGGAGUACGGGUUGAGGAUUUCGCAGCAUCAGUGGCCUUGGGUACAACGGCACGAACUCCCGGUGAAUGGGACCUGGUUUGGAUAUGGGCCCCCACUUCACUACCAAAGAGGAUAACUUUCCAAAGUCCAAAGAGUUUCGUCAUUCUCGUAUCCGCGGCUGAAGCCUGGCCACUGCGUGUAACCCGCAUGGCGUUGUGCGAAGUCGAGGGUCGUUACACUCAAAUUGACGGAGGGAGUGCCCCAUUCGGCAAGCGCAUGGAAGCGGUCUAG